This is a messenger RNA of Silurus meridionalis, 2777 nucleotides long. It is a transcript of the gene golm2, whose product is annotated as golgi membrane protein 2. The coding region runs from base 1043 to 2521 and encodes 492 amino acids. The record is from RefSeq and is a predicted model, not a curated record. The transcript is spliced from 11 exons. Lineage: Eukaryota; Metazoa; Chordata; Actinopteri; Siluriformes; Siluridae.
CUCGUGAUCUGGACAGGACGACCUUUUUUCCCCUGCUUAUGACGGAUUCCGUUAAGACGACUGAUCUAUGGGUUUGGCUGUCAAACAAAAAAUCGGUUUGUUGUGAGUGAGAAAGCGGUGAGAAAGAGCUGAGAAAUAGAUCCGUGGAGCGGGUGAUUGUUAUAUCGGGGGUGAUUCCGGCGGUGAUUCCUCGCGCCUGGGUCUGGAGCCAGGGCUUUGUUUUUGUGUGUUUUAUUGCGCUAGCCACGUCAGUUAGCUUGUGGUGAAAGGAAUUAGCCGCGGGGUGACGGUGGUUCCGCAGCGCUGGUGGUCCAACAGCGCGGAGAUCCGCAGGUUGAAUGCGCGCAGUUUGUGCACUGGAGCCGGUUCGCGUUUGUGUUCGGCGCCCAUCAAGUGUCUUAAACCGGGGAUAAUGCAAACGCUAAUAACACGGAUGCUAAGUGCCCCGUUGGCACAGAAAAGGACUGGGCUAGUCGUUUCAUCAUUUGGCUCCAUUUCCGAAUAAUAACAUUUGGAUUUGUUAGAUUCAUUUUAUUUGUUGGAGAGCAUUAAAGCAGCAGCAGUGUGAUUUGUGUACAAUCUGAUCGCAGGUCCAGUAUCUGGAUUGGACUAAAUGACAAGCGGAUUUGUGUUGAUGCAAAAGUUGGUGCAUUGAAAGUUUGCAUGCGGACAAUGUUUUUUCAUGCGUGUGUAUGUUGAUGCUGGUGUGUGUGUGUGUGUGUGUGAGUGUACAAGGACACGCCACAUCGACAGGGUUGCUGCACGCGUUGCUGUCCAUGCAAACAAGGAAAUGAAAUAGAGAAAGUGAAGGGAGGGAGAAAAAAAAACGCCAACUGUGCGGAAGGAGUAGAGACAAGGUGUGUGUGUGUACGCUGAAGUCGUCCUGUGAGGUUUUACUGAAACACGGAAUGUUUUAGUUUUAGUGUACUGUGAGCCAUUUUAUAGACAUGCGUUAAGUGGACGCAAAGUAGGUGAGAAAAAAAAGAGUCCGGUCGCGCGCCGCAACGUUUUUUUUUUGGUUCCGGUUCGGUUGAUUAUCGCCAUGGUCGGGUUCGUAGCGAAUCGUCGCGGUGGUCGGCUCCCGUCGGUCGUCCUGGUCGGCAUGAUGGUGGUGCUGGUGCUGCUCAGCUACAACUACUGGAGCGUGUCACGAAUGCACGGGCGCGCGCUGGACGAACUGGCCGAGGUGCACGCGCAGGUGAAGCGCACGGACGCCGCGCGCACACGCCUGGAGAAGCGCAACUCCGAGCUCAUGCUGCAGGCAGACACACACCGGCGUCAAAUCGACCAGAAGGAUGGAGACUACAAUGUGUUGGAGGGCAAACUGCAGGCCCGGGACGCACUCAUGAAGAAGUGUUUAGAUGAAAAGAUGAAGCUGCAGAGUGAAUUCUCACAAAAGACCACUGAUAUUAAUCAGCUGAAAGAGCAGCUAAAGGAGAUGAGAGAUGAGAUUAUUAGGCAGGAGGAGCAAGUGAGGGAGCUAAGGAAGAACAACACAAACCUUGAGAAGAAGAUGGAGUAUGAGAGCCUACAGUGUGGUCAACAGAUAGCGCAGCUUAAAGACGAGUACGAGGAGAGCAGGAAGCUGUUUGCAGAGAAAGCUGCCAAAUUAAAGAAGGACACCGUGGACACGCAGAAUGCCGGCCCUGCGGUAGCCCAGGCUGAUCGUGGUACAGUGACUGCAGGAGAGCACCACCCAGUGGCCCCACAGCAUCACAACAACCCCGAUAUUAAAGAUGAUUUGGGGAAACCAGGAAGUGAUGCUGGAAUGCCUGGUAUUGAAGACAGUGAAGUGGGAAAGGUAGAUGAAGUGCAGUUUGCUCUGAAAAAGCCAGCCAUCACCAUGCAGCAUGUGGAGCCAGCAGAGCCAGCCGUGGACAUUAAACCUGCCCGAGAGGGUGCGGGGCCCAAUGCUGGAGCUGAUGCCGCUAUUGCUGCUCCAGGUGCAGGAGCUGGUGCUGGAGAAGGACCUGGGUUUGAUGCUCCUCGUGGUCUUCCUCUGGACCAUCCUGACCUUCCUCAGAAUGGAGGAAAAGUUCUCCCACCGAUCCAGGAGCAGGUUCCCCAACCGAUCGUGGACAGACCUGUGGUGAUGAAUGAAGGCAACAAGGUAGACGUUCAAGCAGAUGAGUUUGGAGAGCAACGGCGCCAAAUGAGAGAUUCUGAGAAUCCAGGAGCAGCGUUGCCUCCUCCUCCGAAUCCUGUUCAGGUUCUGCCCAAACCCAUCGAACCUCGUCGAGAUGCUGCUCCUGCUGCACCACUCCGACAUCGGCAGAGCCGAUUCUUUGACGAGAACGAGUCCCCCGUAGAUCCGCAGCGCACCUCCAAGCUGGCGGACUACAAUGGGGACGAUGGCAACGUGGGCGAGUACGAGGCAGACAAGCAGGCCGAGCUGGCCUACAACGAGGAGGAGGACGGUGACGGUGGCGAGGAAGAUGCCCAAGAUGAUGAAGACCGGGAGGUUCCUGGAGAUCAUAGAGGGGAAUACGGCAAGCGACACCAAGCUAUCGACAUCCUGUAGCCUGAGGCUGGAGUCUCAACUAGGGACGUUUCCCAUAUUCAAGACUGGAUUACAAAAGACUGGAUUAGCAAAAUACUAAUAAUAGAAGAUAAAGGAAAAUUACUUGAACGUGCGUUUUAGCCAGAGCCGUGUUUCAGUACAGCAUGGAAAUGGAUGUAUCCGUUGAACUUUUAAGAAGGAAAUUUCUUUUUUCUUUUCUUUUUUUGGUCUUUCAGCAUUGACUUGAAAUAAAUUUAAAACUAUCUGAAGGAAGUGA